AUGAGGACACAGGCGCGGGGAUCGCCGGCCCCACACUCGCCCGCGCCCCCCAAUGAGGACAGGCGCGGGGAUCCCCUGCCCCGCACUCGCCCGCGCCCCCCCAAUGAGGACACAGGCGCGGGGAUCGCCGGCCCCAACCCCGCCCGCGCUCCCCAUUGCAGACAGGCGCGGGGAUCCCCUGCCCCACACUCGCCCGGGCUCCCCAAUGAGGACAGGCGCGGGGAUCGCCUGCCCCAACCCCGCCCGCACCCCUCAAGGCGGACAGGCGCGGAGAUUGCCUGCCCUACACCUGCCCGCGCCCCCCAAUGCGGACAGGAGCGGGGAUCUCCUGCCCCAACCCCGCCCGGACCCCCCAAUGAGGACACAGGCGCGGGGAUCGCUGGCCCCAACCCCGCCCGCGCUCCCCACUGCAGACAGGCGCGGGGAUCCCCUGCCCCACACUCGCCCGCGCCCCCCAAUGAGGACACAGGCGCGGGGAUCGCCGGCCCCAACCCCGCCCGCGCUCCCCAUUGCAGACAGGCGCGGGGAUCCCCUGCCCCACACUCGCCCGGGCUCCCCAAUGAGGACAGGCGCGGGGAUUGCCUGCCCCAACCCCGCCCGCACCCCUCAAGGCGGACAGGCGCGGAGAUCGCCUGCCCUACACCUGCCCGCGCCCCCCAAUGCGGACAGGAGCGGGGAUCGCCUGCCCCAACCCCGCCCGGACCCCCCCAAUGA
Messenger RNA from Perognathus longimembris pacificus (Pacific pocket mouse), 714 nucleotides. Its product is annotated as vegetative cell wall protein gp1-like. The record is from RefSeq and is a predicted model, not a curated record. The coding region runs from base 1 to 714 and encodes 237 amino acids. Lineage: Eukaryota; Metazoa; Chordata; Mammalia; Rodentia; Heteromyidae. The transcript has a single exon.